Rubroshorea leprosula is the source of this 3322-nucleotide messenger RNA. The record is from the annotation of a GenBank genome assembly. Lineage: Eukaryota; Viridiplantae; Streptophyta; Magnoliopsida; Malvales; Dipterocarpaceae.
AGUCAGCACCUUGCCUCCUUUUUGAGAUCUCAUUCACCUUCCUGCAAAAAAUCACCAAUGUGAAUUGUACCAUUAAAUUCCAGCAACCAUGGCGGAUGAGGAGGAUGGUUCAACCAUGAUUAAGUUGAACACCUCUAAUUACUCUUUGUGGAAGACUUUGAUGGAUGACAAGCUAUUUUGCAAGGACCUCUAUGAUCCAAUUGAGCACAAAGGUAUAAAACCUGUAGAAAUUAAUGAUGCUGAUUGGAGAAAGAUUGAUCGCAAAGCUUAUGGCCUUGAAGAGUUGUUUGAAAGAAAGAAUGCCUUGAAGAAAGCUUCCCUCAUUAGAAAACUAGUCAAUCUCAAGUAUAAGGAGGGCAAGAAUGUGUUUGAGCACUUGAAUAAUUUUCAAGAAAUUUUGAAUGAACUAGUUAUAGAGCUGGCCGUUGAUGAUGAGGUACGAGCAUUGAUUUUAUUGAGCUCUCUUCCGGAUAGUUGGGAGACUUUGGUGGUAACUUUAAGCAACUCAACAAGAGAUGGUGAGAUGACUCUGCAGUUGGUUAAGGACAGCAUAUUUAGUGAGGAAUCCAGAAGAAAAGAGCAAGGAAUUAUGAGUUUUGAGUUUGAAGCACUGGUUACUGAGUAUAGAGGGAGGAGUAAGCAAAGGUAUACUCGAAGAGACAAUGACAGACAGUCUCAAGAGAGGUACAACAAGGGGAAGUCCAAAGGUAGAUCAAAAUCCAAGAGCAAAGUGACUUGUUACACUUGUGGAAAGCAAGGUCAUUAUCAAAAGGAUUGUUGGCACAAUAGAGAUAAAAAUGUUAGGAAAAGGGCUGAUACUCAUGAAGAGAAGGAGGCUAAGGAGAACACUGCUACAAUUACUUCUGAUGGUGAGGUAUACCUGCUAUGUGAGAAUGAUAACAUUGAUGUUGCUCAUCAUGAUUCUACAUGGGUUGUUGAUACUGUUGCUUCUUAUCAUGUCACACCAAAUAGAGAUUGGUUUAGCUCAUAUAAAGAAGGUGAUUUUGGCUAUUUGAAGAUGGGAAAUAGAUUCGAAGCCAAGAUUGUGGGUGUUGGUGAUGUUUGGCUUGAAACAAACAUCGGGUCUAAGCUGCACUUGAAAAAUGUGAGACAUGUUCUUGAAAUACGUCUCAGUAUGAUGUCUAUGGGUAUGCUAGAUGAUGAUGGCUACCUUAAUUAUUUCGCUAAUGGGAUUUGGAAACUCACAAAGGGCACUAUGGUUGUGGCAAAGGCAAGAAGAGAUUUUCACUCUAUGAAACUCAAGAAAAACAGUGUCAGGGAUAGAUCAAUGUUACAAAAGCUGAUGCUAUUGAGUAAUCUUUCUGAAACCUGUGCUGAUUGUUUAGUUGGCAAGCAUCAUAGAGUUUCUUUUCACACUUUACCCCUGUCUAGAAGAAAAUAUGCACUUGAUUUGGUUCAUACUGAUGUUUGCUUCAUGAAAGAUAAAAGUCUAGGUGGUGCUACAUAUUUUGUGACUUUUGUGGAUGAUUUUUCUAGAAAAUUGUGGGCUUAUCCCUUGUCUAGUAAAGAUCAGGUGUUGGAAAAAUUUAAAGAAUUUCAGGCAAUGAUAGAAAGAGAAACUAGGAGAAAAUUAAAGUGCAUUAGGUUUGAUAAUGAUGGUGAAUACAGUGGACAAUUUGAGCACUAUUGUAGAGAACAAGGAAUUAAGCUCGAGAAGACCACUCCUAGAACUCCACAACAUAAUGGAGUUGCUGAAAGGAUGAACAGAACAAUAUGUGAUAGAAUUGUCUGUUUGCUGUCUCAUGCUAAGUUACUAAAGUCUUUUUGGGGCAAAGAAGUGCCUUACAAGCACUUGAGGUUAUUUGGCUAUAGGGCAUAUGUGCAUGUUCCAAAAGAGGAGAGAGCAAAGCUUGAUGCAAAGACAAAACUGUGCGUGUUCUUGGGAUAUGGUGAUGAGGAGUAUGGCUACAGAUUAUGGGACUUGAAAAAUAGAAAAUUAAUGAGAACCAGAGAUGUGGUGUUCAUUGAGAAUGAGACGGUUGAAGACUUAAAGAAGCAAGAUGACAGCGAGCACACUCAAGAAAUACCGGAUAGUGAUUAUUGUACUCCUUCAACACCUAAACCGAGUGUUAUGAAAGAUGAUCACAGUGAAGUAGAUGAGCAGCAAGUUCAAGAGCCUGUUGUUGAACAUUUUGUUGAAGAAGAAACACACCAAGAAGAGCAAGUGCAACCACCACAGCAACCUCAAGUUAGGAGGUCCACUAGACUUCAUCAACCAUCUCGAAAGUACUCCACUGGCGAGUAUGUGCUCUUGACUGACAAGGGAGAGGCAGAAACUUAUUAUGAAGCUAUGGAGAGUGGAAAAAAGAAGGAAUGGUUGAUGGCAAUGCAAGAAGAAAUGAGUUCUUUGCAAGAGAAUGGGGCUUAUGAGCUGGUAGAGCUUCCAAAGGACAAAAAAGCUUUUAAUAACAAGUGGGUCUUCAAAGUAAAGUCUAAAGUGAACAAUCCGAAUCCAAGGUUCAAAGCUAGAAUAGUGGUGAAGGGCUUUGGACAACAAAAGGGCAUUGAUUAUGAUGAGAUUUUCUCACCAGUAAUAGCUUUUCUCCAUGGUGAUCUUGAGGAGGAGAUCUAUAUGAAGCAACCAGAGGGUUUUAAGGUGCAAGGCAAGAAGAAUUUGGUUUGUAAAUUGAAGAAAAGCUUGUAUGGUCUCAAACAAGCUCCAAGGCAAUGGUAUCCAGAUGGUGAUUUCUUGAUACCUUUGCUUUAUGUGGAUGACAUGUUGACUGUUGGUCAUGACACAAAGAAAAUUGCAGCCUUGAAGACUGACUUGAGCAAGUCCUUUCCUAUGAAGGAUUUGGAGCAGUGUCCUGCAAGCAAGGAGGAAGUAGAAUACAUGAAGAAUGUGCCCUAUGCUUUUGCAGUUGGUAGUCCAAUGUAUGGUAUGGUAACAAGGCCGGAUAUAGCUCACACAGUGGGGGUAGUGAGCAGAUUUUUAUCCAAUCCUGGCAAGCAAUGUUGGGCAGCAGUUAAGUGGAUUUUCAAGUAUCUUAGAGGUACAUCUCACAUGUGCUUAUGUUAUGGUGAACAUGAAUCUUUACUUAAUGGCUAUAAUGAUGCUGAUUUGGGUGGAGAUUUGGACUCUAGAAAGUCCACUUCAGGUUACUUGAUGCUUUAUGCAGGGGGCAAUUUCAUGGAAGUCAAAAUUGCAGAAAAGUGUGUCAUUAUCCACUACAGAAGCUAAGUAUAUAGCUCUUUCUGAAGCAGAAAAGGAGAUUGUGUGGAUGAAGACUUUCUUUGAAGAAUUGGGUCUUAAGCAAGAGAGGUUUGUGUUGUUUUAUGAUAAUCAAAAUGCAAUUUACUU